Messenger RNA from Hevea brasiliensis (rubber tree), 1833 nucleotides. RefSeq lists its product as uncharacterized. Lineage: Eukaryota; Viridiplantae; Streptophyta; Magnoliopsida; Malpighiales; Euphorbiaceae. The transcript has a single exon. The record is from RefSeq and is a predicted model, not a curated record. Bases 92 to 1426 code for a protein of 444 amino acids.
GAAACAUUUGAAGACCAUAAAGUUUAUCGUAGUUUUGAAGCUCAACCAUUGAGCCUGUGCGAAGAAAAAAAGUUUGCUAACACCAAACGUUAUGGCAAGUAUCCGAUUAAUCUCGACAAGUAGAGUUCAAGCAACAAGCAGCCCAGAGUCAUCAACACAGAGGAUUGAGUUAACGUCAAGCGAUCUUAAGCUCUUUUUGUUUGGAUCCAUCCAAAAGGGACUUCUUUUCCCGAAACCCAAACCGAAUCCAUCAUCGGAAGUGAAAAGAUUGGAUGAAACCUUAAUCCAACAAUUGAAGAACUCGCUUUCUCGCACACCAGCUUUUUCCACCCCACUUGCAGGCCGCCUAGCAAUAGAAGAACACGAUGAUGAAACUGCCUCUUUCUUCAUCGAAUGCAACAAUGCCGGAAUCCAAUUUGUUCAUGCUGUGGCCGAUGAUAUUACCAUUUCUGACAUCCUCGAACCCAUCUAUGUUCCUCCCUUUGUUCACUCAUUCUUUCCACUAAAUGGGGUAAGAAACUACGAGGGUGUUUCCAAACCAUUGCUAGCUGUUCAAGUUACAGAGCUUGUCGAUGGAAUCUUUAUAGCUUGCACCAUGAACCAUUCAGUUGCCGAUGGCACAACGUUUUGGAAUUUCUUCAAUUCCUGGUCUGAAAUUUCUCGCAAGAAUUCAGAUCGGACUUCUAAACCACCUGUCAUUGAACACUGGUUUCGUAGCCAUUGCACUAUCCGGUUGCCUCUCUCAAUCUUCAGAACUGAAAAUGGAAUCAUUCCAACAUCGCCUUCGUUCCAGGAGAGGGUUUUCCAUUUCUCGAAAGAAAAAAUUGCAGGUCUCAAAGCACAAGCCAAUGCUGAGGCUGGCUGUGAGAAGAUCUCCUCUUUACAAUCAGUCUUGGCACAUCUUUGGCUAUCUGUAAUUCGAAAUCGUCAACUCAUUGAUCCCAAUCAAGAGACCAACUUCCACUUGAUGGUUGGUAUUAGAUCAAGAUUGCAGCCACCUUUGCCAGGAGAGUAUUUUGGAAAUGCGGUUCAGGGAGUGACAGUGACGUUGAAAGCAAGAGAGGUAAUCAAGCAAGGACUUGGCUACACAGCUCUAGAGAUGAACAGGAUGGUUAACACUUACACAGAAGACAAGGUCAGAAAAGUUUUAGAGUCUUCGAUACAGCAGCCUAAGAUACUUAAAAUGGAUGGCAUUCCACAAGAUGAUUUGGCGGCAAGCAGUUCACCGAGGUUUAAUGUUUAUGGAAAUGAUUUCGGGUGGGGAAAGCCAAUUGCAGUAAGAAGUGGACCUGAGAACAAGUUUUGUGUGAAGAUAACCGUUUUUCCAGGAGUUGAGGAAGGGAGUAUGGACACUGAAGUUUGCACUUUUCUUGAGAUUUUGGAGGCCAUGGGACAUGACUCCGAGUUCAUGGCUGCUGUCAAUUGAAUUCUCAUCUUCUUCAGAAGAGAUUUAUGAACUUGCUCUGCAUUUUGUUUCCACCCCUUAAUCAGAAUCAUCUAUCAUGUAUAUGUGAUCUUAGUGCUUAAAUUUGAAAUAAAUUUUAGCUUUUUGUUAAAAAAAAAUUAAGAUUGUAGAAUCGGAUAUCCGUGGGGGUGUACUGAGGGAUGGUGAAAGUGCAUUUAUUGCUAGUCCUUUCUGGAUAAUUUUCAGAAUGUAGGGCACCAGGGAUUGCAGAAGCCAUGAGGUUAAGAGAGGUGCUGGUGUGGUUGACAGAUUUCUAUUAAAUUAGGGAACUGGUUUGUCUCUGUAUUGGAUUAAAUCAGCAAAAACACUGUAAGAGUUUGAUCUCUUUCAAUUUUUAUGUAUUUUUUAGAAAAAAAUUUGUAAGUUUU